Molecule: messenger RNA, 333 nt
Organism: Durusdinium trenchii
Lineage: Eukaryota; Dinophyceae; Suessiales; Symbiodiniaceae
Source: the annotation of a GenBank genome assembly
AUGCCGCUGACGCCUACAAUUGCCCUUAUCCAACCUUUAUCCCAAAGAGGUACUGAAAAUGAAGUGAAGAUAGAGCAAAUCAAUCAGGCAAAAGAUAGGAAGGUGUGGGUUUACACACCGAUGCUGAUGCCCAUCAUGCUAUGCCGCUGUCCAAUCCAAGAAAGAAGUAUGGUCAGAGGUUCCCACACAUAUUCGCGCAGCCGUGCAUGCCGAUGCCCACACCGUGUCCCCGAAUGUCCUCAAAACGCUUGCCCGUCGGAAAAGGUGCCCAAACGGGCCACCAAGCAGCAUCCACAAGCGUCAGACGCCGGCUUCCAUGCCCGCUGUUCCUAG